AUUCCACCACCAGAGGUAGCAAGAGGGUCCUGGUGUCUGUCCCCAAAGCCAAUCAUGGAUUUCACUCGUAAAAGCUUCCAUAGAAGCAACAGCUCCACUAAUCAGCCCGGUUUAGCCAUGAGUGGGGUCGCAGUUAGGAAGGGGGUUAUGCAAGGUUUCUCUUCUCCCAGUGUCUAUGGUGGGGCUGGAGGUCAGGGUACCCGGAUUUCAAGCACCAGACAUGUGGCUACUUAUGGACGUAGUCUCAGUGAAGAUUUCUCUGUUGGCAAUGAAAAAGUCACAAUGCAGAACCUGAAUGACCGUCUAGCCAGCUACUUGGAAAGGGUACGGUCUCUGGAGAAGACCAACUCCCAGCUGGAAAUACAGAUCAGGGAAUGGCAUGAGAAGAGCUCUCCCAUCCUGAGCCGGGACUACAGCUCCUAUUUCAAAACAAUUGAAGAUCUCCGAAAACAGAUUAUAGAUGCCCAAAAGGCCAAUGCCUUUUGUAUCCUGCAGCUUGAUAACUCUAAAUUGACCUCUGAUGAUUUCAGAAUGAAGUAUGAAACUGAGCUUGCAAUGAAAUUGACUGUGGAGGCUGAUGUCAAGGGACUGCAUAAAGUCUUUGAUAAUCUCACCCUACAGAAGUCAGACUUAGAGACACAACUUGAAAAUCUGAAUGAAGAACUGAUUUUCCUUAAAAAAAACCACCAGGAGGAGACCGCUAACCUGAAAGGACAAUUGGGUAGCACUGUCAAUGUGGAAGUGGAUGCUGCUCCUGGUCAUGACCUUGGAACCAUAAUGAAUGAAAUGAGACAGAAAUAUGAAAUCAUGGCACAAAAGAAUCUUCAGGAGGCCAAAGAACAGUUUGAUAAAAGGAUUGAAAGUUUGCAACAAGAGGUCCAAGUGAGUACCAAGGAGAUAAAAACCAGUGAGGUUCAAGUGACGGAACUGAAACGCAAGUACCAGACCUUGGAGAUAGAGCUCCAGACCCAGUAUAGUACGAGAGCAUCUUUUGAGCACGCCCUAGAAGAGACCAAUGCUCGUUAUGGUGCACAGCUGACUCAGAUUCAAGCAUUAAUAAGCUCUGUAGAGGCUCAGCUGAUGCAAGUUCGGUCUGACAUGGAACGACAAAACGAAGACUAUAACGCCCUUCUUGAUAUCAAGACCCACCUGGAAAUGGAAAUUGCCACUUAUCGCCGCCUCCUGGAAGGAGAGGAUGUCAGAUCUGAGAAUUUCCAGUUAGCCACUAUGGAUGAAAAAGAUAUGAAGAAAACCAGGAAGAUUAAGACAGUUGUGGAAGAAGUAGUAGAUGGCAAGAUUGUGUCAUCUCAAAUCAAAGAAAUAGAAGAGAAGAUAUAAGCAGCUACCAGAGGAAAGCGGGUUCAACAAGUUGGAAAAAUUUGAUCAAACUUUACAAUGCUCUGUUAAGAAACUCCCUUUUAACAAGCUUGGUGAAUGUUUUAUGGUAACAGGAGAUAAGAAACUCAUUAAUCAUACACUUCUAUGAGAUUUUUUAAAAUGCCCUCCAAAUACUUCAUUCAAAACAUUUGCAAGAAUAUUACAAUAUAAUUAUUAGUACAAUCAGUUCAAGGAAAUUUAAAAGCAUCUUUAUUGACUGAAAGUUAAAGACCUUCUAAUCACAAAAAACCCUCUAAUUUUGUAGAUGCAAAUAUAAAUGAAAGACAAAUCUCUCUUUCAUUUUUCCUCCCAAAAUUCAUAUUUUAAGAAUUUGACUCAUUGUACAUGUCUACGUGAGAAAUGAUUUAUUUGGACCCCUAUUCUAUUCUAACUAGUAUUAAUCAAUUUGAUAGAAUCAUAUCAAAUUUCUUAUAUAAGGGCCCAGAGGUAUGAACUGCAGAUUCAAAGUUCACUUGCUUUACUAUAGGAAGUUAACUAAAGGCCCUCCACCCAUGUUUUGCCUUGUUUUAAUGACCAAGCCCAGUAUGGCAGAGGUGAAAACUACAUGGAAAGUCCCCCAAAAUAUAUUUGCACUUCCAGAUCAAUUCCUCAUCCAGUAGGAGCAAUCACUCUUAUCUGAGGUCACUAAUUGUGAUAACUUGUACCAUUUCCUCUUGCCCAACCUAAGGAGAAGCCUGCCUAUCUUGAAUGAAGAUAAUCCUUACUUCACCCAACUUGUGGUCCUGCCGACAUAUUACUUUGCUUAUUUUAGCUUAGGUAUCACCUGUCAAUCAAUAACAUUAUGUGUGUUUGCUAUCAUUGUUCUUGAAUGAUUGAACAUCUAGCCCUAUGAAAAUAAGGCUCCUGGAAGGAGAAGGCAUAUCAGAUAUUGAAGAAGAUUUAAGGUCCACUUCAUUAGAAGAGAUCAUGGACCAUUUAAUAAAGUGCCAUGGGCUCAGAGCUCUGUCUCACUAUUGUAGGGGUGAUAAUUUUAAUCUCCCCAUCUACAAAUGCAGCUCAUCAUAUUUGGAAUGAGCAUCUAAGAAAUUAUCAAAGACUUCAGCCUUUCACAAAGUAAAACAAUAAGUUUCUUUAUACUCUUAUCAAUAAACAGUAUGAUUCAGUGA
Messenger RNA from Antechinus flavipes (yellow-footed antechinus), 2504 nucleotides. It is a transcript of the gene KRT20, whose product is annotated as keratin 20. Gene Ontology annotation, molecular function: structural molecule activity. Lineage: Eukaryota; Metazoa; Chordata; Mammalia; Dasyuromorphia; Dasyuridae. The transcript is spliced from 8 exons. Bases 55 to 1338 code for a protein of 427 amino acids. The record is from RefSeq and is a predicted model, not a curated record.